UUUCAUUUCACCAUAGCAUUCUUUCUUUCACAGCUCUUGCCUCUUGCUAUAGAUUUCAAAUAAUCAGAGUGUUACAGAGCAAACUGAAACAAUGACGAAUCCUUCAGUCUUGUCUAACAUCUGAGCUUGGCCUUUGCUCCCAAAAUAUUGCAAACAUGGCUCAUCAACAGGAUAUUGAGGGGUGGCCAUUGGGGUUAUUGCAACCACUGAAUAAUGCAAGAAGUGGUAACAAUUCAGGGUCAAUAUCAUUCAACACUUUACUCACUUCUUCUUCUACUACAGAUAAUAAUUCUUCAUCUGAUUUGGACACUGAGUCAACAGGGUCGUUUUACGUGGACAAUAGUACCACACUUGGGAGCCUUAUGGGUGUGUCCACAAUAUCAGAGCUUUCUAGAAGAGCACCUAAUAAUAAAACAGAACAAGGCUUGAACAAGAUCAAGAAGCAGAACAACAACAGGUUCAGUUUCAUGAUCUCACGGUUAUUGUGUCCAAGCUCAUCAUCAAGGACAAGAAAUACUAAGAAUAAUAAUAAUAACAAUUCAAAUAAUGAUGGUCCAUCUCUUGGUGAAUAUCUUGCCGUGGAAAGAACAAGUAAUAAGCCUAUUAUUUAUUAUGGACCUGAUGAUGAGGUUGCAUUGGCUGAAACCAUUCAUAUUGCAGAGCCAAAUUCAUUAUUUGUUAAUGGCACCAUUGCUCCACCUCCGACCAACAACAACAACAACAACAAGAAGAAGAAACGGUUUCGUACAUCACUUUUGGAGCUCUUUUCAUGCGUUUGUGGCCCAAGCUUGGCCUAACUCUUCACUCUACCAUGAACCAAUAUAUGCAGGUUUUUUUUUAUUUAAUUUUUUUACCCUAUAUAUAUGGGUGAUCAAAUCUUAAUUAAGCAUUAAAAUUCAAUUCAAUAACGAGAACUCUUA
Molecule: messenger RNA, 920 nt
Organism: Arachis duranensis
Lineage: Eukaryota; Viridiplantae; Streptophyta; Magnoliopsida; Fabales; Fabaceae
Exons: 3
Coding region: 156-797 (213 amino acids)
Source: RefSeq, a predicted model, not a curated record